This is a messenger RNA of Drosophila innubila, 736 nucleotides long. RefSeq names its product glutathione S-transferase 1-like. Bases 25 to 684 code for a protein of 219 amino acids. The record is from RefSeq and is a predicted model, not a curated record. The transcript has a single exon. Gene Ontology annotation, molecular function: glutathione transferase activity. NCBI's taxonomy places the organism in Eukaryota, Metazoa, Arthropoda, Insecta, Diptera, Drosophilidae. Gene Ontology annotation, biological process: glutathione metabolic process.
UCAUUCAAAAAACAAACUAGAAACAUGGGUAAACUUACGCUUUACGGUUUUGAUCCCAGUCCUCCAGUGCGUCCAGUCAAAUUGGCACUGGCAGCACUCCAGCUGCCCUAUGACUUUGUCGAGGUGAAUGUCAUAAAGAAGGAACAAAUGUCCGAAACGUAUCUGAAGAAGAAUCCACAACACACUGUUCCAGUGCUUGAGGAUGGAGAUGCUUGCAUUGUGGACUCACAUGCCAUUAUGAGCUAUUUGGUGAGCAAAUACGGCAAGGAUGAUUCCCUGUAUCCCAAGGAUCCGCUGCAGCGUGCCAUUGUUGAUCAGCGAUUAUACUUUGAGUCUGGCGUAGUCUAUGCCGAUGCAUUUAGAAGGGCCAGCGCAUACGCUUUUACCACCAAAGUAGUGCCCAAGGAUCGCAUUGAGGCUAUUGUCGAGGUCUAUAACCUUAUGGAGUCCUUCCUGAAGCAUCACGAUUAUAUCGCUGGGGAUCAUUUAACUAUUGCCGACUUCAGUCUCAUUGCAUCGAUCAGUUCAAUGGUAGCAUACGUUGAAAUUGAUGCCUCGAAGUAUGUGAGACUCGAUGCUUGGGUUAAGCGACUGGAAAAGCUGCCGUACUACUCGGAGAAUUCCAUUGGUGCUGAACAACUUAUAGCCCUAGUUAAAGAAACCAAUUUCAUUGUGGAAGCAUAACAUUGCAUUAAAAAAAACAAAAUAAAUUAAAAGAAAAGAUAUCAAAACAGAA